UUGUGUAAAUGUCCUCCGCCCCUCCCCUGUCCUCGGGAUUGUGAGCUAAGAGGCCGGGGUAAGAGGCUGGUCUCAGCGGAGAGCCUCCACCUGGGCUGGCCCUCCUCCACCGCACAGGCAGCCCCACCCCCACCUAGGAAUGUCUGGUCCCCAGGCCUCAUGCUGGACCCAGAAGACUACUGUCUGCACUCAUGUUGCACUUCCAAAAUCAGAGAAGGAAAACAUGGUAGUCAAUGCCAAUCCAAAGUGCAAAGGGUCUCAGGAAAACGCACCAGUUUCUCCUCGAGCCAUGAACAGAGCCAGUUCCGGAUGUCUGAUUUGUCCUGGAAGGAUUUUACCAAUGCCUUAUCCUUGGCCAACAUGGUCCUGGGGAUCUUCUCUAUCUUCUGUAGCUUCAGCAGGAAAUACCACUGUGCUUCCUGGAUGCUUCUGAUCAGCUUCCUGUUGGAUAUGGCGAUAGGGACAAUGGCCAGACAACUCAGCAUCUCCUGCAGGUUGGGAGCGGAACUGAAUGACUUUGCUGUCUUCACCUCUUUCGGUUUGGCCUCAGCUCUGCUCCUUGGCGUGGAGGGGCCUCUCAAUGGGUUCCUGGCCAUCAUCUAUGUGUUAACCACUUCUUUCCGCCUGUGUUUUUAUUCAUCUGGAGGAAUUCCCUUCUCAUACAGGGGCCUACCGUGCCCCUAUGCUUCCUGUGUUUUGGCUUCCACCUCCCUUCUGACCAAAGGCAACACAUUUAUUCUAUGCUGCAUGGCCUCACUCAUGAUUCUGUUCAUGAUCGACCAGAGCUACUAUCCACGUGAUGAAAUCUUGGAAUCUGAGAACUGGAAAAAAAUGGUCUAUAUUGGAGGUAUCAUCAUGCUGUUUUUCUUCCCAUUCUCUCUCACUGCUUUUUACUGCCUGGUGUGGUCGCUCUCCUACAUCUUCUUCCCUGAUUCCCUGUGGGGAAAGGCAACCUGUUCUGGGCUCUAGCAGCGAGGAAGCCCCAGCUCCAACUCCUGCUGGCCUCUGUGGGGACUGCACCAGCAUGUUGGGCCAAGCCUUGCCUGUCCUCACUAAAACUUUCCGUGUGCCUUUGUGAUCAUAUUCUAGGUACAUGCUAUCUCUGUUGUUUUGAACCACUGCUACUCACAUAGGCACUGCAGAUUGUAUUACUGCUGCUAUUGCCUCUUCCUUCUUCCUUUCUCCUCUAUCUACUACCUCCUCCUCUUCCUUCUUCACUUCUCCUCUUUCUCCUCCUCCUCCUCCUUUUACCAGGGGUUGAAAUCAAGACCUUUCACUCUCACUACUACUUGAUCCAUGUCCCAGUCCAAUAAUUUAGUGGUUAAUUGGACAU
Messenger RNA from Dipodomys spectabilis (banner-tailed kangaroo rat), 1333 nucleotides. It is a transcript of the gene Tmem269, whose product is annotated as transmembrane protein 269. Gene Ontology annotation, biological process: phospholipid biosynthetic process. Bases 160 to 969 code for a protein of 269 amino acids. Gene Ontology annotation, molecular function: phosphotransferase activity, for other substituted phosphate groups. Gene Ontology annotation, cellular component: membrane. The record is from RefSeq and is a predicted model, not a curated record. The transcript is spliced from 7 exons. NCBI's taxonomy places the organism in Eukaryota, Metazoa, Chordata, Mammalia, Rodentia, Heteromyidae.